UCCAUAGAGGUCUCUGGUUUAGCCUCUUUCUGCACUGGUGGCUAAAGUGACACAAACAAACCGCUCCCAAGUGACUCGUUUCGGGUACAUUGGUCCGCACAAAGAUAUAUUACGCAUCUGGAAAUGUUACGUAACUGAUUUAGCAACACCAAAAGCCGGUUUAUCCCCGGUAGGACGGUUUCUCCCCCCCCCUUUAUGAAGUUGUUAAUGCUGUAUUUGUAAGUGACAGCUUCGCCUUUGAAAGCAGAGGUCGAUGUUUCCUCAUGUAGGAUUUGUGCUUUUAUCCGUCAAGAGCAUUUACGGGUUGGCGAGAAAGACGGAUAUGUGUGUCUUCAUUUGACAGAGCAGAGGAGGUACACUUUGGGCUUGCUUGCCAUGGGGAACUCGGGCAGUAAUAACCUGGGGAUCCCGAAGGCCAAGGGCCCCCAUCCCGUGGGCUGCACAGACUUCAUGAUGGACCACAGCGCACAGGGAAGCUUCUUCAGGCUUUACUAUCCUUGUCAAGAGACGGAGGAAGCAGAAAAACCUGAUUGGAUCCCGUGCAGGGAGUAUUUUAACGGACUGGGAGACUUCAUGAAAAUCAGAAGGAGUCUCAGUGAAAGGAUUUUCAACUACCUCUUUGGGUCCUUUAAGAUCCCAGCCUACUUGGACGCGCCUUUCAAGUCCAAUGAAAAAUGUCCGGUGAUUAUCUUCUCCCACGGCCUCGGGGCCUUCAGGACCUUGUAUUCAGCUAUAUGUGCAGAACUGGCCUCUCAGGGCUUCAUCGUCGCGUCCGUGGAGCACAGAGACCAGUCCGCCUCGGCUACGUAUUAUUUUCGUGAAAAGACAGACGAGGAGAAGGCGAAAGACAACUCGAGCCAAACUCCAGCCGCGGCCCAGAGCGAGCUGGUGACGGAGUGGAUGUACUACCGAGCGCUGCAGCGCGGCGAGAGCGAGUUCCCGCUCCGAAACAAGCAGGUGAAGCAGAGAGCAGACGAGUGCAUUCUGGCGUUGAAUAAACUCUUCGAGAUCAACUCGGGAGUCGCCGUUGAAAAUGUGUUGCAGACGCGCUUUGACUGGACAACGCUGGAGAACACCAUGGACCUGUGUCGAAUAGCAGCGAUGGGGCAUUCGUUUGGCGGAGCCACGGUUAUUGAGGCUCUGUGCAAAGAGGUUAAGUUCAAGUGCGGCGUGGCCCUGGACGCCUGGAUGUUUCCCGUCGGGGACGAGGUCUUCCCUCAAAUCAAGCAGCCGAUCUUCUUCAUCAACUCCGAGAAGUUCCAGUGGGCGGGAAACAUCAGCCGCAUGAAGAGGCUGGACUCGGCCCUCAUCCAGAGGAAGAUGAUCACCAUCAGGGGAACGGUCCACCAGAGCUUCCCGGACUUCACCUUCCUGACGGGAAACUGGAUCGGGAAGCUGAUGAAGCUGAAGGGAGAGAUCGACCCACAACUUGCCAUCGACCUCUGCAACAAAGCAACCUUGGCUUUUCUGCAGCGCCACCUUGGUUUUCAGAAGAACUUUAAUCAGUGGGACCAUCUGAUCGACGGGAACGACGAAAACCUCCUUCCAGGAACGAAUGUCACCCUGCUCCAGUCCUCCAUCUGACCCGCUGCUGCAGGAGAACCCGGGGCGACCCGACGGCGGCCGGCUCUCGCCUCCUGCUCCACAUUCAUCGCAACAGUCCCAGAAAUGUCAAGCCAGGUCUACUUGGCAUUUUCAAUGUUAUUUUGAAACAAGUUUUUGGAAUAACCACCGAGAGGAAAGCCUGUCUACCUCAACAGCAGAACCGUUGCUCUUCCAGAGGAAGCUCCCGGCGGAGUGCCGUUUGUUUCAGGAGGCCUGAAUGUUGCGCACAAGCGGCUCAAGACUUCCUGUUAUCGAUUUUCUUUUUUUAAAGGAACCCCAACUAAUCCGAUUUACCGGACCUAGUGUGCCUUAAUCUCUCGCUCCUACCAAAUCACCACUUUAAUAAUGCAUCAAAUCUUUCUAAUACAGUAAUCCCUCGCUAUAACGCGGUUCACCUUUCACGUCUCGCUGCUUCACGGCUUUGCACUGUGCAUCGUGUUCCGCAUUCUGAUUGGCUUAACAGUCUCGCCGCUUCUUCACUUCCUGUGUCAGUAACGCUGGUCGCUUAGCAACAAUGCUGAGAACGGCCAAUGAGCUUCAGCAGCAGCUCAAGAACGGGACCCUUUGAUGAAUCGUUCAUUACAGUCUCAGAUAUAAUCCAUGGUGGCAUGUCGGUUUAUAAGAAUCUUUUUGCCCAGAAGAAAAAAGAGCGACAAUAACUAACCAUAACUAUGUUCUUCUCUGGAAAAAAACACACCUGCACCGCGGCUUUAGGAGAAAAAGACACUACCGAGCGAGUCAGGAUGCAGCGGCUCAGAAGAGCAUUGAAAUACGCGCCAGUCACUAUCUGUCCUACUGUACUUAUUGUAUUUUUUUUAUAAUCAUUUUUAUUUUUCUCCCGUUCAAAUCCAAUUAAUCGGGUCGCGGUGGGGCUGAUCUCCGCAAUUUGAAGCCUUGUAUAAUAAUUGUAAAAAAAAUUCUAUCACGGGUUCUUUUUUGGAACGUAACGUUGGAAAAAGGAGGGAUUACUCUAUAUAUUUUAAAAUGAUAACGUCCGCCUUUGCUUUAUGCAGCGCAAUGCAGUGUGGGUCGAUGUCGUGAGACGCGCACACUUCACAUCACAAACCCUCAGAUCAUGAAGGAUUCAGCCGGACGCAGCGUUGCUGUCCAGUUCAGCUGAUUUCAGGAAGCCGCUGCUGCGUCGUACAGAUCCGCGCCGUCGGUUUCAUUCCCGGGAAACUCCAUGUCCAAAACAUCAACAAUCCGCUGUCUCUCCGUUGCUCUCUCUCGCUAAGUAACCGUGGCAACAGAUAGUGUCGCCUUCCCAAAAUGCUUUUCACCCUGGCCCAUCUUUAACAACAAUAAUGCAUUGCAACGUAAACAAAGGUGCACUAUAGGAAGGAUAUUCUCUUAAUCUUUAAAUAUAUUUUUUUUAAAAGCACCUUGGGACUCAUAUUAACGCAACCCAUGUCCAUGUUAAUCAAUCAAGCCAUACAUGUUGUAUUAGUUUGGGUUCUUUUUAAAGGAAUUCUUUGAAUCACUUCUAUUUUUGUAAAGAAAUUUAACAGAAUUAAAGUUAUCUAGAUAAUCGUCCCCCGAGAGACGAGUAACUGAUUGAUGUGAGACCUUCGUAUCUGAACAAUCGACGAGGUCAGGGUCUGAUUGCAGAUUGGUUUUAGUAGCGUAGCGCGCUCUGACUCGUACGUGUAGCUGAACACUACAACGGCCACGUGAACACGUUAUGUGCCAAACUUCACGGUCGAGUUCCUCCUCUGUGAAAGACGCUCAGCACUUUUAUACAACAGCAUUUUUACAGAAAACAAAUCCAAUAAAUAAACCUUGAUUGUAAUUUAAACGUCAAA
Molecule: messenger RNA, 3407 nt
Organism: Cololabis saira (Pacific saury)
Lineage: Eukaryota; Metazoa; Chordata; Actinopteri; Beloniformes; Belonidae
Gene: pla2g7
Product: phospholipase A2, group VII (platelet-activating factor acetylhydrolase, plasma)
Exons: 11
Coding region: 376-1584 (402 amino acids)
Molecular function (GO): 1-alkyl-2-acetylglycerophosphocholine esterase activity
Source: RefSeq, a predicted model, not a curated record